AUGGCCACCAGUAAUCCGGCGUUCGAGAACGAUGAGCCAGUGUUGGUGACGACCCGAACACCCCUGGAGUCGUGCCAGGAGCUUGCCAACGGCAAGAACGAACUGCCAAAGGAAGUAGGCUCGGGUAUCGAGCCCACCGACCUAAAUACUACGGCGGACCCAACGAACUCUGCCAAGGUGAACCACCUGCACUCCUCAGACGACUCCGUUGCCUCCACUCCCUCCACGCUGCUCGAGAUGAACCUCGUCAAGAACAUGCCCAACAAAGGGCAGCGCGAUAAGUGGGGCAAAGAUAUCGAGUUCCUGCUGUCAUGCAUCGCACUCUCCGUGGGUCUGGGCAACGUUUGGCGGUUUCCGUUUACGGCCCUCGAAAACGGUGGCGGUGCGUUCGUUAUCCCGUACCUGAUCGUGCUGCUGCUCGUCGGUCGGCCUAUCUACUACCUGGAAAUGCUGAUCAGCCAGUUCUCGAGCCGGGGCUGCAUCAACGUGUACGACGCGUCACCGGCCAUGCGAGGCAUCGGUGUCGGGCAGACCUACUCGACGUUCAUCGUGAUGACGUACUAUGCGUCGCUGAUGGCCGUCACCAUGCGCUACCUGAUCGCGUCCUUUGGCGAUCCGCUGCCGUGGAGCGAGUGCAGCGAUGCGUGGAACGCUACCUGCAUCGAUUCCCGGCUCAUCACCAACAUGGAGGAGAACUCCACGCGGGCGGUCACCUCUGCCGAGUUGUACUUUGUCAAAGAUGUCUUAAAAGAGGCAGACAGCAUACAUGAUGGAAUUGGCAUCCCCGAUUGGCGUUUGGUCCUGUGCCUGCUCGUUCCAUGGACCUGCAUAUGCUUAACGUUGAUAAAAGGAAUUAAAAGCUCCGGCAAGGUGGCGUACUUCCUCGCCAUAUUCCCGUACGUCGUCAUGCUGGUACUGCUGAUCCGCGCCUGUACGCUUGAGGGCGCCGGUGACGGCAUGCUGUACUUCAUCAAGCCCCAAUGGGACCGCAUCCUGGAGGCGAAGGUGUGGUAUGCGGCCGUAACGCAAGUGUUUUUCUCCCUUACAAUCUGCUUCGGAAAUGUGAUGAUGUACUCGUCGUACAACCGUUUCACCAACAAUGUUUACCGGGACGUGACGAUCGUGUCGAUCAUGGACACCCUGACGUCGAUGCUUGCCGGAUUGAUCGUGUUCGGUGUCAUCGGACACCUGGCCCACGUCCUGGAAGCUCCCGAUAUCCAACAGGUGGUCCGUGGCGGUGCCGGGCUGGCCUUCAUCACCUACCCGGACGCGAUCGCCAAGUUUACCUUCUGGCCGCAGUUCUUUGCGGUCGCCUUCUUCCUGAUGCUGUUCGUGCUCGGUAUCGGCAGCAACGUCGGCAUGGCCACAACCAUCAUGACCGUGAUCCGGGACCGCUUUCCACACCUUCCGCCGGCCCUGGUCGCGUUCGGCAUCGCGAUCGUCGGCUUCUCAAUCGGCAUCAUCUACACCACACCGGGUGGUCAGUACUUGCUCGAUUUUCUGGACUUCUAUGGCGCGUCCUUCGUGGCGCUUGUGCUGGCCGUGUUCGAAAUGAUGACGUUUGCCUGGAUCUACGGUGUAAGUCGCAUUUGCCGGGACGUUGAGUUCAUGCUCGGCAUCAAGACGGGGCUCUACUGGCGCCUCUGCUGGGGAUUUAUCACACCGACCCUGUUGGCGGCCAUCCUAAUAUAUCACAUCGCUACGUACGAAUCGUUCACCUUCAACGGCUACGUCUAUCCCGAUGGAAUGUAUGCCUUUGGUUGGUGCAUCUUCGCCGCGGGCGUCUUACAGCUUCCUGCCUGGGCCGUCUACACCUUCCUCAAGCGCAAGGAGCCGGACUGGCGCGAUCGCCUUGUUCACUGCUUCAAGCCAACGCACGACUGGGGCCCCGAAGACCCGGAGCUGAACGCCAAGUACCACGAAUCGGUGUACAAGGCCGAACAGGCACUGCCACGCAACAGAUCGAUUGCGAGACGAAUUUUCGACAAUGUGUUCAGCUGA
Anopheles coustani is the source of this 2001-nucleotide messenger RNA. Its product is annotated as sodium-dependent nutrient amino acid transporter 1-like. The transcript has 5 exons. Gene Ontology annotation, cellular component: membrane. Bases 1 to 2001 code for a protein of 666 amino acids. Gene Ontology annotation, biological process: sodium ion transmembrane transport. Gene Ontology annotation, molecular function: L-amino acid transmembrane transporter activity. The record is from RefSeq and is a predicted model, not a curated record. Lineage: Eukaryota; Metazoa; Arthropoda; Insecta; Diptera; Culicidae.